Molecule: messenger RNA, 3672 nt
Organism: Parnassius mnemosyne (clouded apollo)
Lineage: Eukaryota; Metazoa; Arthropoda; Insecta; Lepidoptera; Papilionidae
Source: the annotation of a GenBank genome assembly
AUGAAUUUAAAAGGAAUAAAUAUUAAUUUGCUGACAAAACUUUUUUCCCAACAAGUAGAUCUUGGAACUUGCUUAGAAUGCUGCAGAUAUUAUGUUGCACCAGCCACAGCUGCCUGUGGACAUACUCUAUGUCUUGGGUGUUGGCGAGGCAGACGUAAAUGCCCUAAAUGUGCGAUUCCUGUGGAAAAGAAAAAUUUACAAUUAAAUCUUCCAUUGCAAAAUUUUACUCAACAUAUUCAUCUGCUUGUGGAAGCUUUUGAAAAACUGUUUAACAUAAAAUUGGACGAAUUUACCUUGGAAGCACCAAACGAAAAGCAACAGGAAGAAGUUUCAAAUAAAAAUGUUAAAGACUGGUUGGCGAAUUCCCAAAAUCAUUUUUCUGCUCCUAUCAGCUCUCAAUCAACGCAAGAUCUAGAUCCACACGUAGAAUAUAUAACUAGUGAAAUACAAGUUCAUACUACAAAUGUAAAGACUAGCAGUCCAGGUAAAAAAGUUUAUGUACCUGUUCCUCAAAGUGAUUAUGAUAAAAUUGAAGAAAUUACAGAAACUGAAGAAUGUUUAUUUGUAAAACAACAACAUAUUGCAGACCAAGUGGCUACAGAACCAUCUGUUAUUAAUGACGAUGAAUACACUACAGAAAAGCCACGUAGAAGUUCUAGAAAAAAAGAUACAAGUAGUACUUUAAAAGGUUCUGUAACUGAAGAUGUUACUGAGAAGAUUAGUGCCAAAACAUCAACCAUUGCAUCCUCCAAACCAUCUAGUAAAAUGAAACAAACAUGGAAUAAUGUAAAGAGAAUGAAAAAAGAAUUUAGUAGAUUAAACAAGGAAAAUAGAAAUAAAUUAAAUGUGUCUAUUGAAAUGUGUAAAAAAACUCAAGUGUCAAAUAGCAAAACAAAAUUAUCUGAUAAAGAAAAAUCACCGUCACCAACUCCAAAUAUCAUUGAAGCUGUUACCCCUAACAUUCCCCCUGCAGGUAAAGAGUUAGAAAAGCAUGCAUUAAUAGACAAACACAAUACAAUACAAAAUACUGUUAAUGAUAAAUUACAAAUAAAUACUGAAUUGCGUCCAAAACUAGCAACGUCAGUAAAUCAUUUUAAUCAGGAAAAUGCUGAAAUAAUUGCAGAGGAUAGUAAAUGUAAUUUGGUAAACAAUGAAAUAAUGAUUCUUGAAGACAAAAUAAUACUCCCACAAGAACAAAAAAAUACUCCAGUGGCUAUUGAAGAUAGAUGUACCAAUGAAGCAGUGAUAGACAAUUCAAGAGUAAAAUUCUUUAAGAAAAGUGCUUUACAUGCUAAAACAAAAGAGAAGAUUGAAGAAUUUAAAUGUAAAGAUUUUAAUGAAAUUACAACUGAUGAUAUCGAAAUUUCAAUUAAAAUUGGUAAAACUAGAACAAAUAUAUUUAUAAAGAAAAAUGAAAAUGAUGUGCGAUUAAAAAUUAAUACAGAUCGUGAAGUACAAACUUCUUUAGAAAAUGAUAAUAAUAUUUAUGACUUAAUUCGAACUUCAGAUUGUAAUAAAGAAGAAACAAAUAUACAAAACAUCGAAAUUGAUUUAAUUGAAUCUAAAUGUACUAAUAAUACACAAGCGAAAAUUGUUCAAUCGUCUAAAAAACCUCUACCAAAUCAAAAUUUACAUAAAUCUAGUUCAACAAAGAAAAACACUGCAUCUGCAGAUACUGUAACUGCACAUUUUGAAAUAACUGAGAGUGUUGAAAAAGAAUUAUCGGACAUUAUGGAAUGUGUUGAAAGUGAAAGUAUACAAAAUCCUAAAAAAGAUCUAACACACAGGUGUCAAAUAAUAAAUAGAACUGCAGUUGAAAAUUUGCAAAGUUCGUCACAAAAAGAAAAUAUUCCUGAUGACAAUGAUUUAAACUUUAUUGAUUGUGAAUCUUUAAAAGCAUGUAGUGUUCAAUUACUUAAAACAUCAAAAAAUGUAGCUUCAAAAAUUUUACUAUCAACGCAAAGCAAAGAUAAACAAAAGCAAUCAGAUAAACGAGUCCGAGAUAUAAAUAGUGACGAAAACUUACCUGUAAAUAAAAAGCAAAAGAUCUUAAAUGAAUAUAAAAAUAUUCACGUUGAAAAAGCAAGUAAAGUUAUUCAGGAAAAUUCUAAAGCAGUAUUAAAUGAAAGUGAGUGUAACAAUUAUGAUAUUGUUAUGGGCAAAGUAUUUGCUAAUAUUGAUGCAGAUAUUGAAAACAAUGAAAAUGAUGAAGACUCAAACAAAAGAGAAUCUCAUAAUACUAAAAAUACACGUGAUCGAAAAGAAGCCUGUGACUCUGAAAUUGAAAACCCAAAGUACAGCGAAAAUAUUUUUUCAGUUGUGGAAAAUGAUGAUAAUGGCCAAUCGAAGGAGUUAAAUUCUCAAAUGGCAAAAGCUACUCACCAAAAUAAAAAUCCAUUGACACCAAACUUAUGCCGAGAAUUUGCUUCAUUACAUAAAGGAGAUAUAGAAACUGAAGACUUAAUGAUCGAGCUAGGGACACCAUUCCACGAAAGUGAUGAUUCUGACAAAAGUAUAGUUGAAGACACCCCACAAAAAAAUGUUUCCAUUCCGAAAAUAAGCAAACAUAAAACGGAGCCAUCGUAUGAAGUGGAAAGUGAAAACAAACAAUUGAAUACAUUAAAUUUGAUUGGGAAUAAAGAGAACGCGAAAAGUGUUAUUACUUUAUCUGAUAGUGUUACGGAUUUGUCUAAAAGAACUAAAGAAAACACUAUCUUAGAAACGAACACAGACAGACAAACUCUCGGGACGCCAUUGACAAUAAACAAAUUUGUGGACGAAGUAACGCAUAAAUCCACUCCAAUGGUUCGAAAGUCGUUAAAUUUUAAUCGCGAAAACAUCGAAGAGAAUGAUCCUGAACAAACCCUAUGUCCAAGUUCAAUCGCGCUGGCCAACACUACACAAGAGAAAGAAUUCAUGAAUGAAAUUUUUGAACAAAGUCCAAAUUUACCAGUGUAUAAAGCGUUGCCUGUAUUGAGUCGCAUAAAUCGUCCCACAAAGUUUUGCAUUGCUGGUUCAUGUCUAACAGCCAACGAAGUAAUAAAAUUGAAGCUUCUUUGCAAAGAAAGAGGAUGGAGCUAUGUAGACAAAUAUACAAAGGAGUUAACCCAUUUAGUUGUUGGUGUGGAUGAAGAAAAUAGAUCACUAAGAUCUGUAAAAUAUAUGUGCGCUCUGGCAGCAGGAAAAUGGAUAAUUAGUUAUGCAUGGGUAGAAAAAUGCAUCCAAACGAAAACCAUAGUAUCGGAGGAGCUGUACGAAACGUUAGACAGCACAGGGGAGCCGGGGCCGCGACGUUCGCGCCUCGCCAAACAUAAGCUGUUCCAGGGCAUCACCUUUUACUGCAUGGAGCCGUUUAGUGUGCUAGAUGUCGGCACUUUAAAGGAAAUUCUGGAAUCGGCGGGUGGUCGUGUGGUGGAAGAAGCUAGGGAAGUGCGAGUCGUUAAUGAGAAGCCAGGUUUGUUGCUGGCCGAGCCCGAGCAUACGCAGGAGGAUCGAUUCAUGUACCUUGCAAUGGAGCUCAGCAUCGUGCCAGUGAACUUUGAAUGGGUAUUGAACUGCCUGGGCGGUUACACGCUGACCUCCAUACACGAACUAUUACUAUGCCCCUCUUCGCUUCUACCUCCAAUUACAAACAAGUGGCCUACGCCAUUACUCGCCCGUGAUUUUGACUAG